ACAGAUCAGUCUCAGGUCAUUUUAUGUCAAACUCACUUACCUAAUUUAAAAACAAAACUUACUCGGCGGUAAACUAAAUUCAUAGGCUGGAAAAAAAAAACAAGAUGUCCGUGGAUCAGGCCAUCUCCAAUAUUCCCGAUGAGAUCAUGAACUACCUGAUGGAUCAGCGGAAGCGGGAACGGGACGCAGUUCGCGAGAAGGAGGUUAUCAAGGAGCGCAUAAAAAAGUUGCAAGAUAUCCUGAAUCUAUUAGAAGAUCGCGAAGGUGGACUCACUUGCACCAUAUCUAGUGGCAACAUCUAUCAGCAGAGUACCGUACAAAAGGUGAGGGACAGAGUGUCCGCCAACAUAUCGAUCAACACGAUACACCUUCUCGAGGCCCACGACAGACUGCUAAUAAUACAGGAGAACUUGAAUCGGGAUUACGAAAUGGUCUGCGAUAAUGUCAACAGAAUCGGAACAGCCAAUUAAAUUCUUAGAAUAUGAUUUAUACAAAAAGUAUAUAUUUAAAUUGUAAUAUCUUAAAUCUUACAUAUUAAGAAAAAAUUUUCAAAAUUAUAGUUUGAUAGUAAAUAAUUCCGAAUAAAUCACUACAAUCCACA
This is a messenger RNA of Drosophila eugracilis, 601 nucleotides long. RefSeq lists its product as uncharacterized. The record is from RefSeq and is a predicted model, not a curated record. Lineage: Eukaryota; Metazoa; Arthropoda; Insecta; Diptera; Drosophilidae. The transcript has a single exon. The coding region runs from base 105 to 470 and encodes 121 amino acids.